Magnolia sinica is the source of this 723-nucleotide messenger RNA. Its product is annotated as peroxisome biogenesis protein 7-like. NCBI's taxonomy places the organism in Eukaryota, Viridiplantae, Streptophyta, Magnoliopsida, Magnoliales, Magnoliaceae. Bases 1 to 723 code for a protein of 240 amino acids. Gene Ontology annotation, molecular function: protein binding. The transcript is spliced from 3 exons. The record is from RefSeq and is a predicted model, not a curated record. Gene Ontology annotation, cellular component: peroxisomal matrix; cytosol. Gene Ontology annotation, biological process: protein import into peroxisome matrix.
AUGAGCUUCAAUGGCGUAGCCGUGAAAUUCUACCUGUCUGAACAUCGGGUCGUUGUGGUUGUCAAGAAAGAAAUUACAAGUGCUUCUCUUAUCAACACACACGACUUCCAAUCAACUGACCACCCUCUCAUAGCAUCAGAGAUCAUCCAGGAUAUCAAUGAUUUCUCAUGUUCUAACCCAAUUAAACGCUUCAACACACACAUCUCCCACAUCACCUCGGUUGAUUUCAACCUCACAGAUGACACUUUCAUCACAGCGUCGUGGGACCAAACUGUUAGGCUGGGGAAAGUCGAUGAAGAAAACGGCAAAUUAGUCUACACACAUCUUGAUUGUGUGAGCUCGAUUAAAUGGAAUCCUGAUGAGAAAAGUCGGCAUGCCAGCGCAUCUUUCGAUGGAAUAUUACGGCUUUGGGAUGUCAACGGGAAUACGGCUACACAAACCAUCCAUGCCGAUGAUUCGCCGAUCAUGUCCCUUAACUACAAAGUAUGCCUGGUGAAGUUUUCACGGCACAAGGUGUACCAAAUCACUUCUUGCUCGUACGAUGGGAAGAUUGUUCUUUGGGAUUAUGGUUUAGGGGAUCAUGAUUCAAAGAUGAUAAUGUACGAUGAUUAUAAGGGUGUUGUACAGGGCCUGAAUAUGAGCAGGAUAGAGGAUGGCCUGUUGGCAAGCAUCGGAUCUGAUGGGCUUGUUCGCAUAUGGAUCCACAUUCCGUCGGAUAUGUGA